Molecule: messenger RNA, 1389 nt
Organism: Cuscuta epithymum
Lineage: Eukaryota; Viridiplantae; Streptophyta; Magnoliopsida; Solanales; Convolvulaceae
Source: the annotation of a GenBank genome assembly
UGGGGAGACAAAGUGAGAAGGGAAAGGGUCCCCUCUAUCACAUUAUUUGGCCAAAGAUGCCAAAAAGAACAUCUCCUCACCCAUAGACUCCAUUAUUUCGCCCAAACCUUCCCCAAGGGAGAGAGAAGCUCUUGAAGACACACCUCCAUAGUUUCCAGCCGUGCUCAAGGAAGAAGGAAGCUCAAGGGAAAGGAUUAAAGGUGAAGAAGUGAGGAAAAGCUUGAGGAAACAAGGUGUUUCAAGAACUUUCACGGAGUUGAAAGGGUCGCCGGAGUUGUCGCCGGAGUUCAUUGAAGUUCACCGGAGUUUCACCGGAGCUCAAUCGGGAAGGGCUAGAACUCCAUAAGCUUCAUUAAGGUUGAGGCUAGAGUCCUACUACCUGCACCUUCGCCUAGGGUGAUUGAUCAAGGGGGAAGACGUGGUUCGUGCUUCCAUUCUUAUUCAAAAUUGAUGAACUGCUCAUGGAUAUUUUUAACAAUGUUUUCUAUUAAAACAUUUGGGGGCCUGCGUGCCCGUAUUUGCCACGUGUGGCUAAGUAUCAAACAUAUCUUAUUUUCCGCAUUUGUUUGACUAAUAUAUAUUGAUGUUGAUUGUAUGGGUUUACUUAUCGUCUUGGCAAUAGAACUUAACGGACGCCUUGUAUGAUUUGAUAAGGAUGAACUACGUUGUUCUUAUUGAGUUGUACGGCGGUUGUCUACGUGGCACGGACGCGGUCCGGGGCGUGACAAUUAAAUGGUAUCAGAGCCAUCGAUUUCUAAACUAUAUAAUUAACCUCUCAAUAUAGUAUCAUCAAGAAGUUUUGAACAAAACCAUGAGCAAAAGUUUUUGUACUUAAGGAACCGUUGGAAACCAAGUUAUUGACCUCUUAUUGUUAAGACGGUACCCUUAACAGUUUGCUGGCCAUAAUGUUGGACCAAGUAGUGUCUUUUGUACUAUUCCGUCAAUUGACAUUGAUACGAGUCUAAUGGCUCAUUCCAAAUUUCUUUCAGAAAUGGAGGGUAGACGCAUGGCUACGAGGAACAACCCGAGAGGGCAAACACCGGUGACGUCCGAAGGGGCUAGCCAUGUUGCAUCUCGGGGCUCGAGAGGCGGAAGGAGAGGCCGUGGAGGCUGUGGAGGCCGUGGAGGUCAUUGGGCUCAAACCGUGAGCGAUGACCAUGUUAGCUCGGUGCACGGAACUCACACCGAGGAUUAUGACUCUACUUAUGUUCCCGAGACGGAACAGGAGGAGACCCCAUACGAUGGGGGUGAUACGUACACUGAUGAUGACAAUGACGAGAGUGAUGCCAAAUUCGCCCAGAUGGGUGAAUUGUUUGAGUGGUAUCAAAAAGAGAAACUAAGAAGGGACCUUAGGCGUCAAGCUAGACGUGCCUCUCAGGGGGGAUCGGG